Pyrus x bretschneideri (Chinese white pear) is the source of this 1312-nucleotide messenger RNA. RefSeq names its product ACT domain-containing protein ACR11. The transcript has 10 exons. Lineage: Eukaryota; Viridiplantae; Streptophyta; Magnoliopsida; Rosales; Rosaceae. The record is from RefSeq and is a predicted model, not a curated record. Bases 197 to 1081 code for a protein of 294 amino acids. Gene Ontology annotation, cellular component: chloroplast thylakoid membrane; chloroplast stroma.
UUCGAUGUAUCUAGUUGGUCCCCAGUUGCUUCCUUCAAUACACUUCACGUCCUUCUUGUCCGAACCCAAUUCUCACAUUCCCAUUUCUUCUUCAAAUUUACCAUCUUUUUCUGAUUUGGGUUCAUCCUUCUAGUCCCUUCUUCUUUCUCCGUUUGCUCAACCUUUCUGUCUGGGCUGUAAAAUUUUGAAGCUAAAAAUGGCCGUGGCUAUGGCUUCUUGCGGUGUUGGGGUAAACUUUAACAGUAACUCCAGUUUGAAAAAAUACCUUGCAAGUCCAGCACCAGCUGGGGCUUUGGCAGAAGCCACCUUUGGGUUUGCUCCUAAACGCUUCUGCAUUGUGCACAAAGGAAGAUCAUUAUCUUCAUCAACCCCAAUUACUCCGCGAGCAUCUUCUGCUACAGCUGUGGAGGAUGGUAAAUCUGAUGGAAGUCCAAGUGAAUCUGACACCGUUCCGAUUCCUAAGGUUAUUAUUGACCAAGAUUCUGAUCCAGAUGCAACGGUGGUGGAGAUAACCUUUGGAGACCGGCUUGGAGCUCUUCUCGAUACUAUGACUGCGCUUAGAAACCUCGGCUUGAAUGUUGUCAAGGCCAAUGUCUAUUUGGAUUCUUCUGGGAAGCAUAACAAGUUUGCCAUCACUAGAGCUGAUACUGGUAGGAAAGUAGAAGAUCCAGAACUACUUGAGGCUAUUCGAUUGACAAUUAUAAAUAAUCUGAUAGAGUAUCAUCCGGAAUCAAGUUCCCAGUUAGCGAUGGGAGCAGCGUUUGGAAUUGGGCCUCGACCAGAACAGGUUGAUGUGGACAUAGCAACCCACAUAAGCGUCAAAGAUGAUGGCCCCAACCGAAGUUUGCUUUAUGUGGAGUCAGUAGAUCGCCCAGGAUUACUGGUGGAUCUUGUAAAGAUUGUAACUGACAUUGAUGUUGCUGUUGAAUCAGGAGAAUUCGACACAGAGGGGUUGUUGGCGAAGGCAAAAUUUCAUGUUAACUACAGGGGUAAACCCCUCAUCAAGCCUCUUCAGCAGGUUCUUGCUAACAGCUUACGAUAUUAUUUGAGGCGACCAUCAACUGAGGAGUCGAGUUUUUGAGCAAAUUGUAGACUACGUUCAGGAAGUAUACUUGGAAUUUCCAAAAACUAAGCUGAGGGAAAUUGUGGAACACUGUUGCAGUCUUUUGUUCAGUUGAAGGAUAUAUGAACAAAAUAUUGAUACAAAAGUCGGAUAAUAAUGAAAUGAAAAUAAAGCUUUAAAUUCAAUACCAAUGUAAAAUGUUAUUGUCCAAAUUGUUGUAAUGAUAUCAUAGUUAUCCUUCUUUUCUAA